This is a messenger RNA of Parastagonospora nodorum SN15, 747 nucleotides long. RefSeq lists its product as hypothetical. The record is from RefSeq and is a predicted model, not a curated record. The transcript has 2 exons. Lineage: Eukaryota; Fungi; Ascomycota; Dothideomycetes; Pleosporales; Phaeosphaeriaceae. Bases 1 to 747 code for a protein of 248 amino acids.
AUGUCCGCUCGACGCCACUUGCCAAGUGUAAAAUUAACCUUAGGCAUCGUUAACCAGUCGAACAUGUCCGAAACCAACACUACACCGGCUUCACUGCUUCUCUGUCUUCCAGCCGAGCUCAGGAACGCCAUAUACGAAUAUGUUUUCAACGACCCCCAUGAUCUCCAAACCGAAGUCGCCCUUGAACACGGCGCCAUACGUUUCUACGGCUACAUUGAAACAGACCUCCUCGGCUUUGUGGAGCCCAGUAUGCCUCUCCUUUUGGUCAACCGCCAACUACAUACCGAGACCCGGAUGAUUCCAUUCGACCAGGGAACAUUCGUCUUCCGGGACCGUGGAACUUUCCAGGCGUUCCUUCAGAGUCGCACGCAAGACCAAAAGGCGGCUAUAGCGUUUCUAAAGUUGGAGACCGUUGGAGGCCAGUUGUACCCGUACGAGUGGGAUGACUAUGAGGCCACGUAUCUGAAGUCUAUCAUUGGUUUCAGUGGACUUAAAAGAAUCGAGAUCAUGGACGAACAUCCGCCUUCUUAUCGACUUGUGCGUCUACUCGUCGAUAUGUACACCCUGGCUAGUCAAGGCUCUCCAGGAGUCAAGAUCAUGGUUCGAGACCAAGAUGGAUAUUGUGGCCAGCUCCCUGAGGGAGGGCUCGCUGGACGCCCUGGCCCAGGCAAACCUCAGAGUGCCUGGAGAGGUGACUUUGGGCAAAUGAUGGAACUGGCGAAGGAACUGCACCCGCAAGCAGUAUGA